Messenger RNA from Scomber scombrus (Atlantic mackerel), 2313 nucleotides. RefSeq names its product integrin beta-1-A-like. Lineage: Eukaryota; Metazoa; Chordata; Actinopteri; Scombriformes; Scombridae. The transcript has 14 exons. Gene Ontology annotation, biological process: cell migration; cell-matrix adhesion; cell adhesion mediated by integrin. Bases 343 to 2313 code for a protein of 656 amino acids. The record is from RefSeq and is a predicted model, not a curated record. Gene Ontology annotation, cellular component: integrin complex; focal adhesion; cell surface. Gene Ontology annotation, molecular function: C-X3-C chemokine binding; integrin binding; collagen binding involved in cell-matrix adhesion.
UGUGGAGAGUGUCUGGCAGCAGGGCCACACUGUGCUUGGUGUAUUGAGGAGAAUUUUCUAGAAGUGGGUCAGCACGUUUGGGAGCGCUGCGACACAGCCAGGGCACUGCUGAAGAGGGGUUGUCCUCUUCAUCGCCUGGAGGACCCCAGAGGUUCCACUGUCCUUCUGAAAAACCAAAAGAUCACCUUCCACCCUAAUGAACAAAGACACCAACAGCAGUACCAACAUGUCACCCAACUCCAGCCUCAGACUGUCCUGCUGCACCUCAGGCCAGGAGAACACCAGACCUUUGAGGUUAAGUUCAAACGUGUAGAGGAUUACCCCAUAGACCUGUACUACCUGAUGGACCUCUCCUUCUCCAUGGAGGAUGACCUACCCAACGUCAAGAAGUUGGGGGCAGACCUCAUGGAAGAGAUGAGGAAUACAACCAGUGACUUCAGAAUGGGCUUUGGUGCAUUUGUGGACAAGACAGUGAUGCCGUACAUCAGCACUGCGGAGGACAUGCUCAGGAAUCCCUGUAAGAGGACUGAGCCCUGGCCCUGUGCUCCUCCCUUCAACUACCACCACAUCCUGAGCCUCACCACCAACGGAUCCCUGUUCACAGAGCUGGUCGGGGAGCAGCGGAUCUCUGGCAACCUGGACUCACCAGAGGGGGGUCUGGAUGCCCUGAUGCAGGCUGCGAUGUGUGAGGAAGAGAUCGGCUGGAGGAAUGUGACGCGUCUGCUGGUGUUCUCCACAGAUGCUGGCUUCCACUUUGCUGGGGAUGGCAAACUGGGUGGCAUUGUACUUCCAAAUGAUGGAAAGUGUCACUUGUAUAAAAAUGUGUACACCGGAGGAAAUUCACAGGAUUAUCCCUCUGUGUCUCACGUCGCCGAAACACUAAGACAGAAGAACAUCCAGAUCAUCUUUGCUGUCACUGAAGACGUCGCACACUUGUACGAGGGCCUAAGAAGCAUCUUCCCAAAAUGUGCAGUUGGAACACUUUCCAACAACUCCCACAACAUCCUGCAGAUAAUAGUCGAAGCGUAUAAUGCACUGACCUCUGAGGUUGUUAUGGAGAACAGCAAGCUGCCGCCGGGCUAUCACAUUUCUUACACUUCACACUGUAAGGACCACAAGCAGAGGCGAGGGGAGCAGGGGAGGAGGUGCUCCAACAUCCUCGUCGGAGAUGAGGUGAGCUUUGAUGUAAGCAUUACAGCACCUCUGUGCGUGACUGCUUCACAAAGACCAUCCCGUGUUAUUAUUAAGCCCCAAGGCUAUAGUGAAGAAGUUGAGGUCCUGCUGAGCCCCAUAUGUAACUGCUCAUGUCAAAAGGAUGUAGUCCCACACAGUGCUUCAUGUAGCCAUGGAAACGGCACUCUGGAGUGUGGCGCGUGCAGAUGUAAAGAGGGGAGAGUUGGAACAUGGUGCGAGUGUGAUCAAGCAAAGUCGGGCAAGGUGCUUGACUCAUACCAUUGUCGACAUGAUAAUGCAUCAGAAGUGUGCAGCGGACAAGGAGAGUGUGUUUGUGGGAAGUGUGUUUGCCGUAAGAGCAGCAAAAAGCCCAACCAUACCUACUAUGGGCAGUUCUGUGAAUGCAAUGAUUUCAGUUGUGAUCAGUACCGAGGACGGCAGUGUGGAGGGCAGGGCCGGUGUGUCUGCGGGGUGUGCAAAUGUUUUCCAGGAUUUAGUGGUCGAGCAUGCGAGUGCCCUCUCAGCAUGGAGUCUUGUCUGUCACAGAAUGGAAAGGUUUGUGCGGGCAGAGGGGUCUGCCACUGUGGCACAUGCAGUUGCCACGACAACCGCUUCCAAGGUCCGACUUGUGAGCUUUGCCCCUCUUGCCCCAGCAUCUGCACCUUGCACAGACAAUGCAUCUUCUGCAGGGCCUUCUCACUGGGUUUAAAUCCAAGGGAGUGUGAGAUUAAUUGCGCUGAUCUAAACUUCACUCUGGUAAGGCAGGCUGGUGUCUUGUCAACAGAAUCCCCCUCUCCAGGUCUUCACAGGUGUAUGGAAAUGGAUCCAGAGGGCUGCAGAGUCCACUUCCUGCUGAGGACUGGACUAAAAGAAGACUCUGUCCACUUUCAUGUAGCUGUUAAAAGAGAAUGCCCAUCAGGUCCUAACGUGAUCCUGAUUACCGCAGUGCUAUCAGCCUCUGUUGUGGUGCUGGGUGUGGCUCUGUUGCUGCUAUGGAAACUACUCACCAGCAUCCAUGACCGCAGGGAGUUUGCCCGCUUCCAGAAGGAGCUGGAGCAGAGACGCUGGAACAGGAGGGACAACCCCAUCUACAGGAGUGCCAUCACGACGACUGUCAACCCAAAAUAUAAAGAGCAGUGA